This is a messenger RNA of Limanda limanda (common dab), 2926 nucleotides long. Its product is annotated as oocyte zinc finger protein XlCOF22-like. The record is from RefSeq and is a predicted model, not a curated record. The coding region runs from base 48 to 1832 and encodes 594 amino acids. Gene Ontology annotation, biological process: regulation of transcription by RNA polymerase II. Gene Ontology annotation, cellular component: nucleus. NCBI's taxonomy places the organism in Eukaryota, Metazoa, Chordata, Actinopteri, Pleuronectiformes, Pleuronectidae. The transcript has 4 exons. Gene Ontology annotation, molecular function: RNA polymerase II cis-regulatory region sequence-specific DNA binding; DNA-binding transcription factor activity, RNA polymerase II-specific.
UGGCCGCCGUACAGCUGCUGCGGGUGCCGGUCUUAUAUAUACAGUCUAUGGUGUCGGUACGUGAGCGGAUCAGCGCUGCCGCUGAUGACUGCCUGCUGCAGGUGGAGAAAGGAGGAGGACAGGCUCAAGUCCCGGAGCUGAGAGCGAUGCUAAUGGCGGCCUGGGAGGAGAUCCUCGCGGGGCUUGAGGAAACCUUGGCAGAGUACGAGGACCGAGUGGAGCAGUCCAAGCGGGAGAUCUGCCGCCAGAGGAGGCUGCUCGAUGCCGUGAUGCAGCCCAUAGUCCGGCUGCUCAGAGCAGGCCAGCAGAAGUCUCUGGUUCCUGCUGCUGUCUCUCUCCGUUCGAGCCGAGCCUCGAUGUGCUCAGAGAAGAGGAACAUGGCCGCCGUGCAGCUGCUGCGGGUGUCGGUACAUGAGCGGAUCAGCGCUGCCGCUGAAGACUCCCUGCUGCAGGUGGAGAAAGGAGGAGGACAGGCUCAAGUCCCGGAGCUGAGAGCGAUGCUAACCGAGCGGCUAAUGGCGGCUGGGGAGGAGAUCCUCGCGGUGUUUGAGGAAACCUUGGCAGAGUACGAGGACCGAGUGGAGCAGUCCGAGCGGGAGAUCUGCCGCCAGAGGAGGCUGCUCGAUGCCGUGAGGCAGCCCGUAAUCCUGGUGCAGCCCGUAGUCCUGCUGCACAAAGCAGUGUGUCCUGCAGACGUCCAGCAGCUGAUGGUGAAUAAAGAAGAGGUUCCCCCUGAGCAGGAGGAGGCUGAUAUCAAGUUCACAUUGACUCCUGUCGCUGUGAAGAGUGAAGAAUGUGAAGAGAAACUUAAAUCGUCAAACCUUCAUCCGAGGGAGACGAAGGAGAACAGAGGGAACCUAAGGGGCAAUCUAAAGAAAGACGUCCAGCAACUGAUGGUGAUUAAAGAAGAGGUUUCCCCUGAGCAGCAGCAGUGGAGCUCCCUUGUGGACCAGGAGGACCCAGAGCCCCCUCACAUUAAAGAGGAACAGGAGGAACCGUGGACCAAUCAGGAUGGACAGCAGCUUCAAGGACUGGAGGAGGCUGAUAUCAAGUUCACAUUCACUCCUGUCGCUGUGAAGAGUGAAGAAGAUGAAGAGGAACAGAAAUCGUCAAAGCUUCAUCCGAGUGAGAGAAGAGGGAACCUAAGGGGCAAUCUAGAGAAAGAGAAACCUUUUAGUUGCUCUGAGUGUGGGAAAAGAUUUAACCAAAAGAGCCAUCUUACUAUGCACAUGAGGACUCAUACAGGAGAGAAGCCAUUUAGUUGCUCUGAGUGUGGUAAAAGAUUUACAGCACGUGGCCAACUGAAAACACAUAUGAGGCUUCAUACAGGAGAGAAGCCAUUUAGUUGCUCUGAGUGUGGUAAAAGAUUUAGCCAAAAGGGCCCUCUAAAUAGACAUAUGAUGCUUCAUACAGGAGAGAGGCCAUUUAGUUGCUCUCACUGCGGUAACAGAUUUAUCGAAAGAGGCAAUCUAAAUCAACAUAUGAGGCGUCAUACAGGAGAGAAGCCAUUUAGUUGCUCUGAGUGUGGUCACAGAUUUUCCGAAAGGGCCGGUCUAAAUAUACACAUGAAGCUUCAUACAGGAGAGAAGCCAUUUAGUUGCUCUGAGUGUGGUAACAGAUUUACCGCAAAGGGCGGUCUAAUUAAACAUAUGAGGAUUCAUACCGGAGAGAAGCCAUUUAGUUGCUCUGAGUGUGGUAAAGGAUUUACCCAAAGCGGCACUCUAAUUAAACAUAUGAGGAGUCAUACAGGAGAGAAGCCAUUUAGUUGCUCUGAGUGUGGUAAAAGAUUUACCGCAAGCGGCGGUCUAAAAAAACACAUGAGGAGUCAUUAGGGUUGCAAAAUUCUAUAUAUUCAAAAUUGGAAACUUUCCAUGGGAGUUAAUGGGAAUAAACUGGAAAUUUUGUUGGUAAUUUAUACUAACUGUAUUUACCUUGUCAUAAACAGACAUAAAUAUAAACAUUUUUUUUUGUCAUAAGCUGAUUUGAGCCCUGAGGAUACUUUGGACACUUGACUAUAUGCUUCUGCAUCUUUGUGGCAUUCUUAACAUAGGUCUUUGCACAGUAUUUGCAAAUGUACACAACCUUUCCUUCUACAUUGGCUGGGGGUGAAAUGUCUUCAAAUAUGAGAUAGUGCACGUGGCAUUGUUCUGUAGAAUAAGAUGACAAAAAAGCUUGUACAAAACACUAAUGCAAUGCCAGAGAUAUAAAUAGUUAGGUAAAAAAUUGGAAUCGUCUUUAAAAAUAUUUUACAAUUGAUGGAUAAAUUAAUAGAAUUAGGGUAGAUGAACAGAUGAACUAUCCUCAAUCAGCACGCUAAUAUAUUUCCCCAGUAAUAUCAUCAAAACUUACCUGACUAGCCCUUGGGCUAAUGCAGUAGUGUGGCCUCAAUAGCCCUGCUGUAGUGUGCAGGAUGCUGGGAAUUAUCUGUGUAUGUGAUGGAGAAAUGCACGGUGCACGGUUGAAAUUCAACAUGCAGCGUGUGCUUCAUUCCAUACAUCUUUAAAAUUGAGUCAGCAUUUAAUUUGCGGCAAAAAAAAAAAUUCCAAAAUUCCCCAAAUUCCCGUGCUUAACUUCCCGUGGAAAGUUUCCGGAAAUUUACCGAAAAAUGUUCCACCCCUUUGCAACCCUAGGAGUCAUUCAGGAGAGAAACCCUUAAGUUGCUCUGACUGGUAAAAGAUUUAAGAUCCAGUCCUAUUGUACGAGACGCGAUGAUUCAUAAAGGAGAGAAAUUAUUCAUUAGCAACCUUUGUGGCAAAUUAUUUUUUUGGAUUUAUCAGCAGAUAUUCAUGCGAUACAUAUUCAUAGUUCACUGUUUUAAAUAGACUACAGUUUUUAGGUCCUUAGAAAAUAUAACUAAUUGAAUAAUAUCGAAAGGUUCUUGUUUAUAUAUCUUGUUUCUACUGAUUUCUACAUAACUUUUUCUAUU